AUGGCUUCUCACGGAGACAGCCUCGCGCCUGCGUUCGCGCCCUUCUUCGGCAUGAGCGGCAUUGCCUUUGCAAUAGGCAUGGGCGCCGCGUUUGGCACAGCAAAGGCAGGCAUCGGUAUUGCCGGUAUUGGCACAUACAGGCCCGACCUGAUCAUGAAGUCCCUUAUCCCCAUUGUCAUGUCCGGUAUCCUGGCGGUCUACGCCCUCGUGAUAUCCGUCCUCAUCGCUAGCGACAUCAAGCCUCCGCCAGAGAAGAACUACUCGCUGUACGCCGGAUUCUGCCAUAUGGCUGCAGGCUUGUCAGUAGGACUGUCUGGCCUAGCCGCGGGCUACGCGAUUGGAAUUGUUGGCGAUGCUGUACGUUGA
Messenger RNA from Parastagonospora nodorum SN15, 366 nucleotides. RefSeq lists its product as hypothetical. Gene Ontology annotation, biological process: proton transmembrane transport. The transcript has 4 exons. The record is from RefSeq and is a predicted model, not a curated record. The coding region runs from base 1 to 366 and encodes 121 amino acids. Lineage: Eukaryota; Fungi; Ascomycota; Dothideomycetes; Pleosporales; Phaeosphaeriaceae. Gene Ontology annotation, molecular function: proton-transporting ATPase activity, rotational mechanism. Gene Ontology annotation, cellular component: proton-transporting V-type ATPase, V0 domain.